Molecule: messenger RNA, 782 nt
Organism: Drosophila takahashii
Lineage: Eukaryota; Metazoa; Arthropoda; Insecta; Diptera; Drosophilidae
Source: RefSeq, a predicted model, not a curated record
AAAAAGUAAACAAAACAAAGCCGACUAAAAUGUCUAAAAAUUUGUUUUCGGAUGAAAUGUGCGAUUAUCUAAUUUGUUGCGUCCACGCAAACGAAGCUAUAUGGAACCAUGGCAGUCCUAGGUAUAAAGUGAAGCACUUGAAAGUCGACUUUUGGCAAAAUCUGGCCGAAGACCUCAAUUCAAAGUUUUUCCCAGCAGUUUUGAUUCAGUCAGCUGAUUGUAAUCGAAAAUGGAACAACCUAAAAUCCUACUACAUUUACGAGAGCAAAAAAUUGUUAAAGGCAAAGAAAAGUGGAGCCGAUGCUGAGACUUUGGAGGCUCUAGACCAGUGGAAGCACAAGGCCAAAAUGGAAUUUCUGUCGGGACUUAGUACUCCACUAGCCUCUGUGAACAACUUUACUAAGAGAAGCCUUGAUAUGUUGGACGAUUCCACUUUGGAUAUGGACGAAUCCUUAACAGAAGCGGAAAUGAGCUCGGUGUCCAGCGGAUAUAAAGCAACUUCAACCAGUUUUAAAGCCGGAAGACACCAUGCGACCAAAAAAAAGAGGGCUUGUGUCGAGGAUAGGUAUACCGUAGCUCAGGCCUCAGUGGAAUCAGCAAACCAUAUUAUAACUGCUGCGCAAAAAAAAGACACUGGGGAUAAUGGACUAUUCUAUUUCACGGAGUAUCUUCGUGACAGCUUAUCUCGCCUGGAUCCUGAUCUCCAGCUAAAAGCGAAGAGAGUGUUUUCGGAUACCGUGCUGGAGCUGGAGAGUAUGCAGUUAAACAGGAAUAAUGACUAA